This is a messenger RNA of Dictyostelium purpureum, 1044 nucleotides long. RefSeq lists its product as uncharacterized. The transcript has 2 exons. Lineage: Eukaryota; Evosea; Eumycetozoa; Dictyosteliales; Dictyosteliaceae. The record is from RefSeq and is a predicted model, not a curated record. The annotation marks the transcript as partial.
AAUUUAAAAUUUUUUUUUUUUAUAUAAUUUAAUUUAAAUAAAUAAAAAAAAGAUAAAAGGGUUCAAAAUUAAUGACAUGAAAUCAUUAAAAGAUCAACCAAGUAAUACAAGUACAACCACUAGAAGUAAUAGUAUUAGUAAUAAUUCUGUAACAGGAAAUAAUUUAUAUAACAACAGUAAUAAUAAUAAUAAUAUCAUUGGUAAUAAUACAACCACCACUACAACUACUACAACCACAACAGCAAAUAAUACAAAAUCAAUUUCUCCUCCAACUUCACCUAAAUCCCAAUCUAAAAAACCAAAAAAACCAUUUGGAGCACUUGUAGGAUAUUUUAAAGGAAGAAAAAAUUCAAAAGCACAUAUAUUUACAACUACAGAUGAAUUUUCACAACCAAUAAGUGAUGAUUAUAGUUAUUAUUAUAUUCCUAGUAGUGGUUUACAACAACAGGAGCAAAGGCUUAUAGAGGAGAAAGAAGAAAUAGGAUCAGAGGAUACUUCAGCUGACGUUUUAACAACCUCUAAUGGUAAUAGUAAUAAUUCAACAUCUUCACCAAUAACGACCAAAAUCCCAAGUACUAGCGGAGAAUUUUAUUUAGAUGACAACUCUCAACAACAAUUAUUAAAUAAAAAUGGUAGAUUUAAUAAGGGUGUAGUACAAACUUUACCAAUAGCAGAGGUAGGGCAGUUCCCAGUUAAUUUAAUGCUAGGGCAGGCUAGAGCUGAACACCCAAUCAACUGUAUUGAUGAUUUAGAGUCUGAUAUCCAAACUAGCUCAAUACCAAAUAGCAAACAAUUGAUUAGUUCUUUAACAUGUUCAACAAAUUCUUCAAACUCAAGUGCUUCUAUGUCGACUCCUGGAAUGAUUUUUAAUUCAUCUCUAUUAAAUUCACCUAAUGUAAAUACAAGCAACAACAGUAUAAGUCUAAACAAUUCAAAUAAUAAUAAUACAUCAAAUAAUAAUUUAAUAAAUUCAAGUCCAUCAGACAGUAAUAAUAGUAGUUUAAAUAAUUCACCAAGAUAUUUAAGUUCAAAUAAUAGUCCAAG